UCUAGUAGAGACAGACUGCCCUCUAUAGUGACAACAUUUAGUAGCCUACUAUCGAUUGCAUUCGGGCACUGCGAAGAGGCGCUCACAUCACAGACCCCACAUGACUGGCUUGAUGGAGAGGACCGUUGUAACUAAAUACAGGCAAUGUGUGGAAGAAUAAUUGUGAAAUAAUGUGUUUUAAAGGAAGAAGAGUAAAAUGUGUGUGUGUGAGAAAGCAAGACCUUGACGUUUUAAUAAACAGCGGUUGUAGGCCAUCACACAUUUAAUCGACAUGGGAUUAACUAACCACGGAAAAUGAUGCAAAUGGACGAUAAACAAUAGAGUUCUAAGUAAGAUCCUGAUACCAUGUCAUUACCCCAACUCCAGCUGACUAACUUCCCGGAGGCUCUGCAUACCUCUCCCAGAUGGUUCGAGUAAGUGGAGCUCCAUCGGUAUGCCUAACGACCCAGACCCCAAAAAGGAGAUCAAGUGGCUGCGACCCAAGGAGAUCAGUGCCAAUGCUGUGUUUGUGGAGGACACGACGUGUACCACCGAUAUCUGCCAGGGCCAGCUGGGUGACUGUUGGCUUCUGGCUGCCCUGUCCUGCCUUACCAUGCACCCCAAUCUCUUUGUCAAAGUGGUACCACCUAAUCAGAGCCUGACAGAAUCCUAUGCUGGCAUCUUCCACUUCAUGUUCUGGCAGUAUGGUGAGUGGGUGGAGGUGGUAGUAGAUGACAGGCUACCUGUACGCGAGGGCCGCCUGCUCUUCAGCUACUCCUGUACCCGCAACGAGUACUGGAGCGCCCUGGUGGAGAAAGCCUAUGCCAAGCUGAUCGGGUCGUAUGGCAGUCUGAAGGGAGGUAAUAUCUCUGAGGCAAUGGAGGACUUCACAGGCGGCAUAGCCUACUCCCUCCCUGUCUCCUCACACACCCCAAGGGUCAUGUGGAAAGCCCUCUCUGCUGCUCUGUCCCGUGGCAGCCUGCUCAGCUGCUUCAUACAGGCUAGUAACUAUCGUGAGAUAGGCACAGUGACUGCAGAGGGACUGGUGAAGGGCCAUGCCUACGCCAUCACAGACACUGACACGGUGAAGAAUCCGGAUGGUGAGGCCUUGUUGCUACGGCUGAGGAAUCCCUGGGGCUUUGUGGAGUACUCUGGACCCUGGAGUGACAAGAGUAAAGACUGGGACGAUGUGGAUGCUGCUGAAAAGAAAAGGAUUGAGCUGAAAAAGAGUGAGGAUGGAGAAUUCUGGAUGAAUGUGGAGGACUUCACCAGGCUGUUUGACACAGUGGAGCUGUGUAGCGUGAACCCUGAACCCAUAGUGGACGGGGAAACACCCGACUCCCCUGCCGCCCCCACCUCUGCAUGGACACUCAGCUCCCACAAAGGCUCCUGGGUUUCGGGCUCCACCGCAGGGGGCAGUCGUAGUUACCGUCGAUCAUUCUGGAAGAAUCCCCAGUUCCAGCUUGUCCUUGCCGAGCAGGACAAGGAAGAAGAAGAUGAUGAUGAAGAUGAGGAUGAAGAGAUGACCCCGGAGGAGAAGAUGGUGGCAGAGAAGCAGAAGAAGAAAGCAAAGCAGUGCACCGUGCUGGUGGAACUACUGCAGAAAGACCGGAGAAAGAGGAAUAAAAUUAACUUUCUCCACAUCGCCUUCCACAUCUACAGGGUUCCUCCAGAGCUCCAGGGCCUGUGUUUGGACCAGAGUUUCUUCUCUAACCAGCACCCUGUGGGGCGCUCUGGGAAGUACCAGCCCCUCAGGGCUGUGUGGAGGAAGGUGAGGCUGGACCCGGGAAACUACGUGAUCCUGGCCUCCACCUACAGGCCCAACGUGCCUGCGGAAUUCUUCCUCCGCGUCUUCUCCAAGACUGGCAACAAUCUGGGGACACAAGACUUCACUUGCUCCACUGGCUUCCUCAUGGUAAUGUCAAUGCCACCAGUCUUGCCAGAGGAUCGCAAGAGAGUACAGAAGACCUUUGAUGAGGUGGCGGGGCCGGAUGACAAGCUGAAUGCUAAGGAGUUCAUGAAGCUGGUUAACUCAGUUCUGGACAAAGACUACCAGCUGCCACUGGAGACAUGCAGACAGCUCAUCUUUGGAGAGGAAACUGGGGGGCGUAGCAGUCUGACCCGAGAGCAGACAGAGCCUGUGCUGGCCUCUCUUCGCAGUCUGCAGUCCAUCUUCUUCAAGUUUGAUCAGGACUCUUCAGGGACUAUGAGCCCCUUUGAGCUUAGUCUGGCCCUCCAGGCUGCUGGUGUGCAGUGUGAUGGCCAUGUCAUACAGCUGCUGUGGGAGAGGUUUGGCUCUGGGGAGCUGCACCUGCCUUUCCAUGGGUUUGUGGCCUGUGUCUCCAGGCUGCGCAAGCUAUUUGGUAUUUCAACACACACACACAAACACUUAGUGGCUGCUCCGACUCCUGACCGUGUGAGAAUGCUCUGUAAAGGGGGUUUCUGCGUGGGCACUGCAGGGUCAUUCUGUCUGACCAGGACCAUAUGAUAACAUCAUGCCUCCAUAACAUCAUGCCUCUGCGGGCGCCCUCGUCCACACAACACACACAGAUGCGCGCACACACACACACACACACACACAAACAUCCCCUGGCCUUUGUCAGCAUACGAUACACCGCUGCUAUAGGAACUGUCACAUUAGCAGUGUUGGAAUAACAGCCUCAAAGCAGUAUGCGAUGACGAUGUCACACAGCACAUUAUAUUCUACUAUAAUGUACAGCGCUGUCACUCUCUACUGCCAUAUUGUGUUAUAGUGCUUUACAUGUAUUUACAUGGAGUUACACCCCCCCCCCAACCCUC
Molecule: messenger RNA, 2778 nt
Organism: Oncorhynchus tshawytscha (Chinook salmon)
Lineage: Eukaryota; Metazoa; Chordata; Actinopteri; Salmoniformes; Salmonidae
Product: calpain-9
Exons: 22
Coding region: 434-2467 (677 amino acids)
Biological process (GO): proteolysis; negative regulation of apoptotic process
Cellular component (GO): cytoplasm
Molecular function (GO): calcium ion binding; calcium-dependent cysteine-type endopeptidase activity
Source: RefSeq, a predicted model, not a curated record